CGCGCUCGGGGCAGCCCGUCAGUGUUUACCGCGCUGUCAGAGGGCGGCGAUGAGCUGGUUAAUGUUUACUGUGACCUCCGGCCGGCCAUGGCCGAGCGCUCUUACUAAACUAGCCCGCUGUUAUCUGUCUGCAGACGGCCGUGCAGGUAAAAUGGCCGCAGACUGGCUGUCCCCCGCCGAGCGCGAGCAGUUCCUCAUGGAGCUCAAGGCCACCGGAUGGGUGGAGGUCGAGGACCGCGACGCUCUUUACAAGGAGCUGCACUUCAAAACCUUCAACCAGGCGUUCGGCUUCAUGUGUCGAGUGGCUCUGCAAGCGGAGAAGAUGAACCAUCAUCCGGAGUGGUUCAAUGUUUAUAACAAGGUCCAGAUCACGUUAUCGACACACGACUGUGGAGGACUGUCAAAGAAGGACAUUCGACUGGCCAAAUUCAUUGAUAAGGUGGCUCUGUCCCUGUAGCUGCUCUCCCUUCUGGAACUUACGCUCAUUGUCAAAAUAUUCCAAAUCUUUUGUAUUGUAAAGAAGGAAAUAGUUCAUUUGUUCAUUCACACAGGUGUGUGUUUAAAAUCAUUUUUCCUUAUUCAGAUCUACAUGAUUCUGGUAAACGCAGAUGAUCCAUUUCAUAUUCAUUAAAUAUCUGAUGCAAUUUUAAAUGAUUGAUUCAUGCGCAUAUUUACAUAGAAAAACAUGUGCAUUGAAAAUGUGCUAUAAUUCAUCAUAUUCCAAACUACUAAGUAUAGUAAUGAAUGUCUGAUAAGUGCUAUGUGCAGCAGGACGGUCAAUUUCCGACGGACGCUUGUUCUCUGGUUCUCUGUGCCAUCUGCAGCCCUUCAAGACUGAACACAUACACUCUCUGUGCUUUAAGUUGACCGCUUUACUGAGCACUGUUGCCCGAGAGGAAGUAGCUGACUGCUCUCUGCAUAGGCAGCACUAAGGGAGCAUCCCAUCUGAAAUGUUGUCAGUAUGAAGUGCUCUGUGACGGCAGUCGCAUAAACAUGCUGCAGAUUCACACUCUUACAGAAGAGUUUGAUCAAAAAUAGACAACACAUUUGGGUUAGUUUUUUAAUUAGAGCUGUUUUAAUCAGUGCACUGCAGAAUAAAAUUAAUUUUACAUUUUUUUUACUGGGAGCAUUCUGGGAUUGACUAAUAUGCACGCUGUGUAGCCAUGACAAGCAUCUAGCAUCAAUGCAAGAAACCCUUUUUUUUUUUUUUUAAUCAGGUUAUUCCUCACUAAUGAUGUCAUAACAUAAUGAUUUGUCUACCAUUUGUAGUGAGAGCUGAUGUUAAAAUCCCAAAGUACUUUAAAAUGUCAGCAGACAGCUUGUACAGACCAAUAUUUUCCUUUUCGGAUUCUAAGCAUGCAGGAUUUUGACUGUACCACAUUUACUUGGGCUGCACACAAGAUCACAACACAUUUUCAUAAUUUCUUGGGAUGGGAAAGAGUGUACAAUAUGUGCAAGGGCGUCUUCCUGCCAUACUGAUGUGUGCACCUCAAUGAGCCGACAUAACGCAGACGGUUACGUGCGAUCUGGCAGCCUGAGCUGACGCUAAUGAGUGACAGCAGAAAACACCAGGCUCAGAUCAGGCUUGUGACCAUGGGCCACACGAUUGUUUUCUCAAGUAUUCCAAGAUUAUUUCUCAUGAGAAAGAGACGUUUAAGCAUUGGUAAUUAAGUGAAUGAUUGAAUAACAGAGCAAUUCAUAAUAAAGUGCAGUUCAAUCUAG
This is a messenger RNA of Labeo rohita (rohu), 1722 nucleotides long. Its product is annotated as pterin-4-alpha-carbinolamine dehydratase 2-like. Bases 50 to 457 code for a protein of 135 amino acids. Gene Ontology annotation, molecular function: 4-alpha-hydroxytetrahydrobiopterin dehydratase activity. The record is from RefSeq and is a predicted model, not a curated record. Lineage: Eukaryota; Metazoa; Chordata; Actinopteri; Cypriniformes; Cyprinidae. Gene Ontology annotation, biological process: tetrahydrobiopterin biosynthetic process. The transcript has 4 exons.